Maniola jurtina (meadow brown) is the source of this 1792-nucleotide messenger RNA. RefSeq lists its product as uncharacterized. NCBI's taxonomy places the organism in Eukaryota, Metazoa, Arthropoda, Insecta, Lepidoptera, Nymphalidae. The coding region runs from base 127 to 1083 and encodes 318 amino acids. The transcript is spliced from 7 exons. The record is from RefSeq and is a predicted model, not a curated record.
ACUCAUUGCAAGUCAAACUCUCGCACAAGCAAGACGCACUUUCACCGGUGACAGUUAGCUACCUCGUGGAAGAUAUCGAUAAGUGUUCAGUGAUUCAGUGAUAUUGCCACUAGGAAAGCGAUAAGGAUGCAUCAGAAGGUGUCAGGCUGGGCGCUAUUGGCCCUCAUCAGUUCAUCGGCCAUACUUCAUACGCUUGCGUAUCCACAGUCUUCCCCCCUUAUCUCACAGGCACCUAGUAAUGUUCGGACACAAAACCUCCAGUAUUACAGCAAUUCCUUGCCCCACCCUCAUCGAGAGCAAAUAGCUGAAGAGCGAAAGUUCGCUGAAAAACCCAACGCGUUGAAGAAAGUAGCGUUGGACGAUCUGGACGACAUUCAAAAUAAUUCUAUUUCCGAUAGCGGUUUCUCAUGGUCGAAUAUGUUGGGUAUGAUUAUGCACAUGAUUUUCAACCCUGGCGGCAACGGACCUAACAAGAGUGACAACUUGGAUACCGAUGUCGGCUCGCCAUCUCCUUGGGCCAGUUUACUGUCCAUGGGCUUCAAAAUCUUAACAGCCAUUCUGGGAGGAGGCGCAUCCAAUGACGGCAUCGACAAAGUCGACAACGGAAACUCUCCAAUGCAGAGUAUAUUGGCCGCGGUUCUGUCGACGGUGCUCGGUGCAAAAGAUCCUGACCAAGUCGCCUCCAUGGCAAAGCAGGCUGGAGAGUUCAUCAACAUCGUCGUGAAUCUCUUGGACGCGCUCAAGACGUCGUUGUCUCAUCGGUCACUGAGUGCUCGAUCAGCCGGCCGUAAGGAUUCCGUCAGUGAUGCUGCCCUUGCCGGUAUUGCUAUGCUCAAGACCUAUGUGAGAUCCUUCGGAACCAGCGACGACAAAUGCCUUCAGAAAUACGUAUGCGAUGCUAACAAUGAAUGUUCCAGCGAUAUCGGACCCAAGAGUGUCUUCUGCCAACUUGGAACUUAUGCUGCAAGCUUUGUUCUGGAGAGGCAAUCGGCUGGCACGUUUGAUCAAUUUUAUGAGGCAGGACGGCGUGGUCGUUCCGGCAUCGAUUGCCGUCAACUCUACCUCGAAUGCAACGAGGUUUAAUAUUUAAGGCCGCUAAAGAUUCACUUUACGUAAAAUUCCGCCAAAUACUUUUAAAACGAUGACAAUAGUGUUAACAUGUCGCUGUGAAGAUGACUUAAAAAAAAGAUUCCGACAAAUUGAGAACCUCCUCCUUUUUUGAAGUCGGUUAAAAAAUAACUUUUACGUAAAAUAAUUUUGUAAAGAAACAGUUUUAAAACUUGAGAUCAGAUUAGUGCUUCUUCCGAAUUUUCAGUUUAUAAUGUGCUUUUUAUGAACGAUUUCGCUUUGCAUGGAAAUUGGCAGUCUGUUGUAAAUUUUAUCCCAUCGCACAGUAUAAAAAACUGCAUAAAGUUAGGUAUUAUUUAUUUAAAUUAUUUAUUUAUUUAACUUAUUUUAGAAGUUAAUGCUUAGAUCACGUUAAACAAACCACAAAUGUGUAGAAACCUUGUAGAAAUGUGUAGACCUUUUUAAAAUAUUCCAACGUCUAGAAUUCCAGAUCCAUUAAAUUUUAUUGUAUUAUAAAAUUGGCAAUGAAUUUGUUUUGUAAUUCCGCCAAUUUUGUGAAAUUAACGACUGAUGUAAAGGGUGAUAUGAUUAUAUUUAUUUAUGUCACUGGAUAGUUAGUAAUGAUUAUUGUGUAUAUUUUUGUGAUGGUAUGAUUGAGGACGUCCUUGAGUGAAUGUGAUUGUAAAAUAAAAUUUUAAAAAGAAAAGACUCUUUUAUUUCAAAC